AUGGGGUGCAUAGGCAGUAAGCCCAAAUCAAAUACAAACUCCCGCAAACCAUCCGCAACAGGCUCUGAGAAGCCACAACCUGUUUCUGUCAAAGAACAAAAUUCAACGCAACCAAAGCAACAAGAACAAAACACAACAACGGAACCUCCGAACGACGCAGACGAUGACUACGAGGAAAUUGUGAACAAAGGUCCGAAGAAAGUGACACAAGACGACUUUGAGUUACUUCAAGUGAUUGGUCGUGGGUCCUUUGGUAAAGUGAUGUUAGUUCGCAAAAAGGACGACAGAAAGAUCUACGCGAUGAAAGUCCUUCGGAAGGAUGUAGUCAAAAAAAGAAACCAAGUUGACCACACCAAAUCCGAGAAAGAGGUCUUGACAAAAAUCCACCACCCGUUCAUCGUCCAAUUACAUUACGCCUUCCAGACGAAAGAAAAGUUGUAUAUGAUAAUGGACUUUGCCAACGGUGGCGAGCUUUUCCAUCACUUAAAAAAUGAACAGCGGUUUGAUGAGCCUCGGGCGAAGUUUUACGCUGCGGAAAUUGGGUUAGUGUUACAUUACAUCCACUCGCAAGGGAUCAUAUAUCGUGAUUUAAAGCCCGAGAAUAUACUUUUAGAUAGCACGGGACAUGUUGUCAUUACCGACUUUGGGUUGAGUAAAGAAUUGGGGCAAGGCAAAGAGACUAAAACCUUUUGUGGUACUCCAGACUACUUAGCGCCAGAGAUCUUGAAAGGUGUAGGACAUGGUGUUGGAGUAGAUUGGUGGAGUUUAGGAAUAUUGAUAUAUGAGAUGCUUGUAGGUAUUCCUCCCUUUUAUGAUGAGGAUGUUUCUAUUAUGUACCAAAAGAUAUUGAAGUCUCAACCACAGUUUCCAAAGAAUUUGAGUUAUGAAGCGAAGUGUGUUGUGAUGGGGUUACUGGAGAAAGAACCCGAAGAACGAUUGACUGGGGAAGAAUUCAUGAAAAUGGAUUGGUUCAAAGACAUCGACUUCGACAAGUUGUUGAAAAAGGAAAUCUCCCCGCCUUGGGUCCCUCCUGUAAAGGACGAAAUAGAAACAACGCAAAUUGACGAAGAGUUUAUUGACGAGAAAGCGGAGGAUACCCCUCCGAAUGGAAAUACACCUGCGAACCCAGAUAAUACGUUUGAAGGCUUUACUUUUGUUCAGAACACCGCAUUAGGGGAGAAUGGGACAAACUAA
Messenger RNA from Entamoeba invadens IP1, 1194 nucleotides. Its product is annotated as protein kinase, putative. The transcript has a single exon. Gene Ontology annotation, molecular function: ATP binding; protein serine/threonine kinase activity. Gene Ontology annotation, biological process: protein phosphorylation. NCBI's taxonomy places the organism in Eukaryota, Evosea, Mastigamoebida, Endamoebidae. Bases 1 to 1194 code for a protein of 397 amino acids. The record is from RefSeq and is a predicted model, not a curated record.